AUGGGCUGCAACGCAUAAAAAAUAAAGACUAAAACAAGGGACUAAGUGAUAGAAACCAAUCCAAAUAUUAAAUGCUAGAAUCAAUAAAGCAAAAUAUUAGAAACUGAGCAAAAGGUUGAUAGACUUAAUAGUGAAAUGCAAUGUCCCCACUCUCCUUAGAUAGGAAGGAAGUUAAAACAUAUGGCAAGCAGUGAUGAACUUCAAAAGUAUCUUACUAAAAGGUAGAGCAAUACUUAAAGUCCAUUUAAGUAUAUUAAGAACUCUCCAGAAUAAAGGAGAAAGCUAUCAUUGAUGAACAGCCCUAAAUUGUGA
Molecule: messenger RNA, 312 nt
Organism: Paramecium tetraurelia
Lineage: Eukaryota; Ciliophora; Oligohymenophorea; Peniculida; Parameciidae
Exons: 1
Source: RefSeq, a predicted model, not a curated record